Molecule: messenger RNA, 4217 nt
Organism: Lagenorhynchus albirostris (white-beaked dolphin)
Lineage: Eukaryota; Metazoa; Chordata; Mammalia; Artiodactyla; Delphinidae
Gene: NEDD4
Product: NEDD4 E3 ubiquitin protein ligase
Exons: 25
Coding region: 1-3960 (1319 amino acids)
Biological process (GO): regulation of dendrite morphogenesis; receptor internalization; receptor catabolic process
Molecular function (GO): protein binding; sodium channel inhibitor activity; ubiquitin protein ligase activity
Source: RefSeq, a predicted model, not a curated record
AUGGCACAAAGCUUACGAUUGCACUUUGCAGCCAGAAGAAGCAAUACUUAUCCUGUGUCAGAAACCUCUGGAGAUGAUUCGGAUAGCAGUGUUCACAUGUGCUUCACGAGACCAACACAGACUUCAACGUCUAACGUGGUUCAAAUGAAGCUGACUCCCAGACAGACUACACUACCUCCGUUAAUAAAGGAAAACGUUAAGUCUCAGGAAGGAUCAUCUGUUCCUUCACCUGAAAAUGUUAAUAAAAAGAGCAGCUGUCUGCAGAUUUCACUACAGCCAACAAGGUACAGUGGAUGUCUUCAGUCUGGCAAUGUCUUAGCUGAUGGUGAUGAUGCUUCAUUUACUUGUGUCUUGAAGGAUGGCAGUGCUGUGGUUGAUAAUGAACUGAAUGCUGUGGAUGACGGUAACCUCUUGAGCAGUCCUGCCAUUUGCAGUGGUAGCCUUAGUCACUUCUCAGCCAGUGAGAAUGGGUCUUAUAGCAGCAACGGUAGUGAUUAUGGGUCAUGGACAAGUAUCACCAGUGGAGGUUCAUACACCAACAGUAUCAUCAGUGAUAGCAGUGGUUAUACUUUUCCACCAACUGAUGAUACCUUUUUUGGUGAAAAUUCAUCUUCUGACAGCAUCUCCAAUAGAAGUUUGCCAAACAGGAAUACUACUCCAUGUGAAAUUUUUUCGAGAAGUAGAAGUACAGUUCCCUUUGUCCAGCAUGACCUGGAUCGUGGACUAGAGAUUAUGAAAUUGCCUGUGAGCAGGAACUUGAAAAUUCCACUAAAACGUUGUUCAUCCUUAGUCAUUUUUCCUAGGAGUCCUUCAGAUACCCCACCAACUUCUCUAACAAGUACAGGUACUCCUCCAAGCAAAGGAUCCUAUCAGACCUCACACCAGUUUAUUAUUUCUCCUAGUGAAAUUGCCCACAAUGAAGAUGGCAGUAGUGCUAAGGGAUUUCUUUCAACAGCUGUCAAUGGACUUCGGUUAUCUAAAACAAUCUGUACUCCCAGAGAAGUAAGAGACAUACGACCUCUUCACAGCUCAUUACAAAAGAAAAUUGUUAUUGCAAAUAAUAGUCCAAAUCAGACUGUCUGUGAAAAGUCAUCUGAAGGAUAUUCUUGCGUUGCAGUGCAUUUCACCCAACAAAAAGCAACUGCAUUAGAUUGUGAAACAGCAAAUGGUGAUUGUAGACCAGAGAUGUCAGAAAUUAAGCUUAAUUCUGAUUCAGAGUAUAUUAAGCUUACGCACAGGACAUCUGCAUGUUUACCAUCUUCCCAAAAUGUAGAUUAUCAAAUAAAUAUCAAUGGACAGUUGGAAAGACCACAUUUACAGAUAAACAAAAACCAUGCUCUUUUACAAAGAAGUAUUUCAUUGGGAGGAACUUAUCCAAAUGUUUCCUGUUUAUCCAGCCUUAAGCACAGUUGUUCUAAGGGGGGACCAUCUCAAUUACUCAUAAAGUUUGCAUCUAGAAAUGAAGGUAAAGUUGAUAAUUUAACAAGAGACAGCAACAGAGAUUUCACAAAUGAACUAUCUAAUUCUUUACAGCAUUCUUGUAAGACAAGAGAUGAUUUCCUAGGUCAAGUGGAUGUUCCUCUUUAUCCAUUACCGACAGAAAAUCCAAGAAUGGAGAGACCAUAUACAUUUAAGGAUUUUGUUCUUCACCCAAGAAGUCACAAAUCAAGAGUUAAAGGUUAUCUGAGAUUAAAAAUGACUUACUUACCUAAAACCAGUGGCUCAGAAGAAGAUAACACAGAACAGGCUGAGGAAUUAGAGCCUGGCUGGGUGGUUUUGGACCAACCAGAUGCUGCUUGCCAUUUGCAGCAGCAACAAGAACCUUCCCCUCUACCUCCAGGAUGGGAAGAGAGGCAGGAUAUUCUUGGAAGGACCUACUAUGUAAACCAUGAAUCUAGAAGAACACAGUGGAAAAGACCAACCCUUCAGGACAACCUAACAGAUGCUGAGAAUGGUAACAUUCAACUGCAAGCCCAGCGUGCAUUCACCACCAGGCGGCAAAUAUCUGAGGAAACAGAAAGUGUUUACAGCCGAGAGUCUUCCGAGAACUGGGAAGUUAUAAGAGAAGAUGAAGCCACCAUGUACAGCCAUCAGGCCUUCCCCUCAUCUCCACCAUCAAAUAACUUGGAUGUCCAGACUAAUCUUGCAGAAGAAUUGAAUGCCAGACUCACUGUUUAUGGAAAUUCAGCCACUGGCCAGCCAGUAUCCAGCUCAAAUCAUUCCAGCAGAAGAGGCAGCUUACAAGCCUAUACUUUUGAGGAACAGCCUACACUUCCUGUGCUCUUGCCUACUUCAUCUGGAUUACCACCAGGUUGGGAAGAAAAACAAGAUGAAAGAGGAAGAUCAUAUUACGUGGAUCAUAAUUGCAGAACUACUACCUGGAUAAAGCCCACUGUACAGGCCACAGUGGAGACCAGUCAGCUACCAUCAAGCCAGGGUUCUUCUGCAGGCCCUCACCCACAGGCCCCCACGAGUGACGCAGCACAGCAGGUGACCCAGCCAUCUGAAGUGGAGCAAGGAUUCCUUCCCAAAGGCUGGGAAGUCCGGCAUGCACCAAACGGGAGGCCUUUCUUCAUUGACCACAACACCAAAACCACCACCUGGGAAGAUCCAAGACUGAAAAUUCCAGCUCAUGUGAGAGGAAAGACAUCACUUGAUUCCUCCAAUGACCUGGGGCCUUUACCUCCAGGAUGGGAAGAAAGAACUCACACCGAUGGAAGAAUCUUCUACAUAAAUCACAAUAUAAAAAGAACGCAAUGGGAAGAUCCUCGGUUGCAGAAUGUAGCCAUAACUGGACCAGCAGUGCCCUACUCCAGGGAUUACAAAAGAAAGUAUGAGUUCUUCCGAAGAAAGUUGAAGAAGCAGAAUGACAUUCCAAACAAAUUUGAAAUGAAACUUCGCCGUGCAACUGUCCUUGAGGACUCUUACAGGAGAAUUAUGGGGGUCAAGAGAGCAGACUUCCUCAAGGCUAGACUGUGGAUUGAGUUUGAUGGCGAAAAGGGACUAGAUUAUGGAGGAGUCGCCAGAGAAUGGUUCUUUCUGAUUUCGAAGGAAAUGUUUAACCCUUAUUAUGGGUUGUUUGAAUAUUCUGCUACGGAUAAUUAUACCCUACAGAUAAAUCCCAACUCUGGAUUGUGUAAUGAAGAUCACCUCUCUUACUUCAAGUUUAUUGGCCGGGUAGCUGGGAUGGCAGUUUAUCAUGGCAAACUGUUGGAUGGCUUUUUCAUCCGCCCAUUUUACAAGAUGAUGCUGCACAAGCCAAUAACACUUCAUGAUAUGGAAUCGGUGGAUAGUGAGUAUUACAAUUCACUAAGAUGGAUUCUUGAAAACGAUCCAACAGAACUGGACCUCAGGUUUGUCAUAGAUGAAGAACUUUUUGGACAGACCCAUCAACAUGAGUUGAAAAUCGGCGGGUCAGAAAUAGUCGUCACCAAUAAGAACAAAAAGGAAUAUAUUUAUCUUGUAAUACAAUGGCGAUUUGUAAACCGAAUCCAGAAGCAAAUGGCUGCUUUUAAAGAGGGAUUUUUUGAACUGAUACCACAGGAUCUCAUCAAAAUUUUUGAUGAAAACGAACUAGAGCUUCUGAUGUGUGGCUUGGGAGAUGUCGAUGUGAAUGACUGGAGAGAACACACAAAGUACAAAAAUGGCUACAGUGUAAAUCAUCAAGUCAUCCAGUGGUUUUGGAAGGCUGUUUUAAUGAUGGACUCAGAAAAAAGAAUACGAUUACUUCAGUUUGUCACUGGCACAUCCCGUGUGCCUAUGAAUGGAUUUGCUGAACUGUAUGGCUCAAACGGACCACAGUCAUUUACAGUUGAGCAGUGGGGCACCCCUGAGAAGCUGCCAAGAGCUCAUACGUGCUUUAAUCGCUUGGACUUGCCACCGUAUGAGUCCUUUGAAGAAUUAUGGGAUAAACUUCAGAUGGCCAUCGAGAACACUCAGGGUUUUGAUGGUGUUGAUUAGAUUACAAGUAACCAUCUAUGGUGUUUUACUGCCGCUCUUUUAUAAGCAAAAUCUUGACUUAAAAUUUUCCAGGGAACUACUAACCCUUGGCCAUUGAUGCUUCCCAGAUAUUGGAGAAAAUCAUGUCAAAGAAUUAGAAGAAAUAGUAUGACAACUUUUCCAUUAUUUCAUUCACUUAUAUAAGGUGUUGCUUUUACGCAGUUGUUUUGUUCUAUCUUGAGUUCACCCUCUAGUAUAAAAGUCCUGUGUGCCUGAAA